Molecule: messenger RNA, 2114 nt
Organism: Vicia villosa (hairy vetch)
Lineage: Eukaryota; Viridiplantae; Streptophyta; Magnoliopsida; Fabales; Fabaceae
Exons: 2
Coding region: 42-2057 (671 amino acids)
Source: RefSeq, a predicted model, not a curated record
AUUAGUGUUUUUUUUUAAGUUAAGUGUCUUUUUUUAGUGAAAUGGAUCCCAAUAAUCAUUUUAACACUCAAAAUUCUGCUAAUUUUCCAUUUAACCAAAAUCCCAACAAUUUUCAAAAUCCCAACAAUUAUCAAAAUCCCAACUAUUAUCAAAAUCCAAAUCAAUUUUCCAACCAACAUCCUCAAAACAUACCUAGUUUUGGUUUUCCACCAAAUUUCAACCAGUCAUCCUCUGUUCCAAACUUUCAACCAUAUUAUGGAUCUAUGCCGAGAAAUCCAUCUCAAACACCCCCGUUUAAUGGUUAUGUGACAAUGGCGAAUGCAAAUUUUCCAAGUGGUGGUGUACCUGAAUUUCCCGAGUUUUCAACACAACUAACUAUUGGUGGCAUGAUAGUUUCUAAUGAAGUCGCUCCAAAUUCAGAGGAUUCAACUCCUAAGAGCAGGAAAACUCAGCAACCAGCAUGGAACACUGAACAAAAUUUGGUGCUAAUUAGUGGGUGGAUUAAAUUUGGAACAAGCAGUGUUGUCGGGAGAAACCAGAAAGGUGAAACAUAUUGGGGUAAAAUUGCUGAGUAUUGUAAUGAGCAUUGCUCAUUCGAUCCUCCGCGUGAUGGACCUGCAUGCCGAAACCGUUUUAAUUAUAUGAACAAAGUGUUGGGUAAAUGGAUUGGCGCUUAUGAUGGCGCUAAGCGUAUGCAAGGAAGUGGUUGGUCGGAGAAUGAUGUUUUGGCAAAAGCGCAGGAAUUAUAUGCAUGUGGGAAGAAUGUUAGAUUCACUUUAAUGGAAGAAUGGCACGCUCUCCGUGAUCAACCACGUUAUGUUAGUCAAGUAGGAGGAAAUAUUGGCUCAGGAAAGCGUAGAAACAAAAUAUCGGAAGAUAAUGCACCUCGUAGUAGAAAAUAUCUCAAUAGAGAUCAUGCAGCGGCAAACCAAAGACUAAUUGACGACUACUUUGCCAAUGAGCCUACAUAUGGCGAUGCAAUGUUUCGUCGUCGGUACCGGAUGAAAAAAAAUGUUUUCCUUCGAAUCGUUGGGGACCUUUCAAGUAGUGAUAACUACUUCACCCAGCGAGUUGAUGCAGCCAAUAAAGAAGGUAUAUCACCCUUAGCAAAAUGUACCACAGCAAUGCGAAUGUUAGCAUAUGGUGUUGCAGCAGAUGCGGUCGAUGAGUACAUCAAAAUAGGAGGUACUACAGCAUUGGAGUGCUUACGUAGAUUCUGUAAAGGAAUCAUACGCUUGUACGAGCAAGUGUAUCUGAGAGCACCAACCCAAGAUGACCUGCAAAGAAUACUGCAUGUUAGUGAAAUGCGGGGGUUCCCAGGGAUGAUUGGGAGUAUUGACUGCAUGCACUGGGAGUGGAAAAAUUGUCCUAAAGCAUGGGAAGGACAGUUUACUAGAGGGGAUAAGGGAACCACCACAGUUAUUCUUGAAGCAGUUGCAUCUCAUGACCUAUGGAUCUGGCAUGCCUUUUUUGGAUGUCCGGGAACGUUGAACGAUAUAAACGUUCUAGACCGGUCACCAGUGUUUGAUGACGUGGAACAGGGAAAGGCUCCAAGUGUGAAUUUCUUUGUGAAUCAACGUCCAUAUAAUAUGGCAUACUAUCUAGCUGAUGGUAUCUACCCUUCUUAUCCAACUUUCGUCAAAUCGAUUAGACUUCCUCAAAGUGAACCCGAUAAAUUAUUUGCAAAAUUUCAGGAGGGAUGUCGGAAGGACAUCGAACGUGCAUUUGGAGUGCUCCAAGCUCGAUUUAAAAUCAUCCGUGAACCAGCUCGCUUGUGGGACAUAGCUGAUUUGGGUAUCAUCAUGAGGUCAUGCAUCAUAUUACAUAAUAUGAUUGUUGAGGAUGAACGAGAUUCAUAUUCUCAACGUUGGACCGAUUUUGAGCAAUCUGAGGAAAGUGGAUCUAGUGCACCACAACCAUACUCGACCGAGGUGUUACCCGCUUUUGCAAAUCAUGUGCGUGCUAGAUCAGAGUUCCGUGAUCCAAAUGUUCAUCAAGAAUUGCAAGCUGAUCUAGUGAAGCACAUAUGGACAAAGUUUGGAAUGUUCCGUGAUUGAAUUAUUUGUGUGUUGUAUUGCAUUUUAAAUUAUUUGUAUCGUACUAAUUACGUUACU